CAGGCAAGAACAGAUCUCUGAACCUACAGAGUACUCUUCCUACUAGUUAUGCAGUUUCAAGCUAUCUCCGCGUGCGUUCUAUGGCCGAGGAUGGUCAAAAGAAGCAACCAACAACUGUAACAAAAGCCUCAAAGAAUCCACAGCCAGCUGCAGCUCCUUCACCUUCACCUCCUCCCCCUUCUCCUAAGUUUUCGGACGUGUUUGCAUUCAGUGGACCAGCUCCAGAGAGAAUCAACGGCAGGCUGGAAAUGGUGGGCUUCGUUGCCGCUCUGGCAGUUGAACUAUCUAAGGGGCAAGAUGUGUUUGCUCGGAUAUCCAAUGGCCCCGGAGUCCCAUUGUUCAUCGACACAAGUGUUUUGCUAUCAGUGGCAUCAUUGGUUCCUCUAUUGAAAGGAGUGAGUGUGGAGUCCAAAUCCGACGGGAUCAUGACCUCAGAGGCAGAGCUCAUAAAUGGAAGGUUGGCCAUGUUGGGUCUUGUAGCUUUGGCCUUCACCGAAUAUGUGACUGGUGGAAUCCUAGUGUAGAUCAGUCUAACAGUCAUUACAAUUAACUCACAAGGAAGGGCUUACUAGAUUCAUAUAUAAGCAUUUAAUAUACAAGAGCUUCACGCCUAGGAUUAACUCGAUCAUCCUCGGUCUUUUUUAAAUUUCUCUUUGUAAUCUUUAUAAUCAAAGAAUGCAUGUAUCCUGUUGGAACUUGUGGUUUCUUUGGGUUUAAUAUACUCACUUCAAUGAAUAUCAAGUUUCAUAUAUA
Rosa rugosa (rugosa rose) is the source of this 753-nucleotide messenger RNA. RefSeq names its product early light-induced protein 1, chloroplastic-like. The record is from RefSeq and is a predicted model, not a curated record. NCBI's taxonomy places the organism in Eukaryota, Viridiplantae, Streptophyta, Magnoliopsida, Rosales, Rosaceae. The transcript has 2 exons. The coding region runs from base 81 to 524 and encodes 147 amino acids.